Octopus sinensis (East Asian common octopus) is the source of this 3986-nucleotide messenger RNA. Its product is annotated as fibrillin-1-like. Bases 251 to 3538 code for a protein of 1095 amino acids. NCBI's taxonomy places the organism in Eukaryota, Metazoa, Mollusca, Cephalopoda, Octopoda, Octopodidae. The transcript has 17 exons. The record is from RefSeq and is a predicted model, not a curated record.
ACUGCCACCACCACCACCACCACCACUAAAACACAGUACAGUUAUUGCAGUAGUCUAAUGUAUCAUCUAUACUGGACAUCACUUUAACAACACAGUGUAUGUAGCUAGAGAAGUCAACACCCUCUUUUAAAGAAUUGAGUAUUACACCUUCCUUUAAGGAACCCUAAAAUUUAAGGAUCUGUACACCUUCUCAAAGGGAUUGUACCUUUAACUACUGGAACACAUAACCUCAACUCAUUGAGCCCUCAACAUGGCAGAAAAGAUGUGGGAUAAUUUACUCCAAUGUAUAUUUUUACAGGUUUUGUUACUAUUUCCAUUAAUAUCUGCUCAAGUUCCCUUAAUAUUUAAUCGUUGCCGUCUCAGUUCAGAAUGUCCACUGCAUUCAACUUGCAUGGCCAGAUCAUGUGAUGGCUACAUUUGCAUAUGUGACUCUGGCUUCAGACAUUCUUUUGACAGGACAAGAUGUGUUCCAGCUUCCAACAUCCUUGAGAAAUGUGACUUUUCUGACAAUUGCCCCCCAACAUUCUCUGUUUGUUUGUUUCGUCAAUGUGUUUGCCGUGAUGGACUGGAAGCCACAGAGAACAAAACAUGUAGGGGAAGAGCAGAGAGAGCACUUGGAUACAGGUGUAAUAUUGAGAAUGGCUGUACCUACCCAAAUCUUCAAUGUGUGAGUGGCAUUUGUCAGUGCAGAGCAGGCUAUAGAAAGAAAACUGACAUUGAAAUACAGGCUUUGCCUUAUGAUAUGUUUGAGUGUAUUACAACAAACUACAAUCUGAAUGAAUGUAACCAAAUUCCUUUACCAGCCAUUCCUGGGUUAACCUCAACAGUUUCUCCUGUUUCUCAGUCAACAGUACAAAAUAAUUCAGUUUCUCGUGGUGUCCCUGUCCCACGGUCACCUAAUCGGAAAACUAUUCCAAAUAACACUUUUAUAACUCGUUUGUAUGGAAACUGUACUACACAUAAAGAAUGUCCUGAAUUUGCAGAAUGUAGGCCAUUAGCAUGUGAAGGCUAUGUCUGUAUAUGUAUUGAAGACUUUGUGCCAGCCAGAAAUUCUACAGUUUGUAUUAAAAAAUCAAGACUUUCCGAAAUAUGUGAAGUUGACGAGCAAUGCCCAGGAGAAUUUUCGUUUUGCACAAAUGGUCUCUGCACAUGCACAGCAGGUCUGGAAACAAUUGAUAAUAUCCAUUGCAGUGUUCCAGGAACAUCACUGCAUGGUUACCAAUGCAAUAGUACAAUAGUCUGUGCCAUUCCAGAUACAAGUUGUAGGAAUGGGGUUUGUUCCUGCAUCUCAGGUUUACGUCCCAAAACAAUUGAAGAGUUUGCUGCAUACCCAAAUGAAAUUUGGAGCUGCAUUGAAGAAGGGUUUUCUUUGAAUGAAUGCAAUCAUGUGGUGAUUCCAAUACCAAAACAAUUAAAUGGUUCACAACAUCAGACUUUUGGCAAUACAAGUCUUGAAGAUAGAUGUUACAGCAAUGACGAUUGUCCUUUCCAUGCUGACUGCCAACCUCGAAGUUGCGAUCUUUUCAUUUGUAUCUGUUCUGAAGGAUAUAGACAAUCACCUGAUAGGUCAAGAUGUGUAAAACUGUCCAAGCUUGGAGAGUCAUGUAAUAGUGACCUAAACUGUCCAAAUGAAUUUGCAGAGUGUACUUCUGGACAGUGUGUGUGCAAAGAGAAUUUUUCACCAGUCUCAGACAUGUAUUGCAAGUAUGCCGGAACUGUUGUUUAUGGAGAUGCUUGCAAUGCCACUAAUUCUUGUACUUACCCAGAUACUGAAUGUAAUAAUCGCUCAUGUCAGUGCCAAGAAAACUUCCGAGAGAAAACUGCCCAAGAAAGUCGUUCUUUUCCCGAGUUGAUGUUUAGUUGCAUCAAGAAGAAUUUUUCAUUAAAUAUGUGCCAAGGAAUUCCAGUCACAAACUUGUCUCAGUCACAAACGGAAGAAGUUAGCAGUGUGGUGUUCAGCAGAUUUAAACGUGAUGUCCCUACCAUCCAACAGAAAGUUAAAAUUUAUGAAAACUGCAGCGAAGAUACAGAUUGCCCAGAAGAUGCAUCAUGUGUUGCACACAAAUGCAAUGAUUACAGAUGUGUGUGUAGUACAGGUUACCAACCAUCAACUGAUAAGAAUACUUGCAUACGAGUGGCCCAAAUCGGUCAGCCAUGUAAUAGGACUGUGAAGUGUGAUCCAUCUAUAGCCGAAUGUAGACCAAGUGGAAAGUGUGACUGCAAAUUUCCUCUAUUGCUUCAGAAUAACUACUGCGCUCUUCCAAAUAAGUUACUCUUAGGAGAAAACUGCACCUAUUCUAACCAAUGUGAUGUAAGUCACAGACUUUAUUGCUUUGAGAGUUCCUGCCAGUGCUUGCCUGGAUUAAUCUCAGCACCUGAGAUAGAGAAAGAUUUUGUCUUCAACCAUAUGUGCCUUCCACAAAAUAAUUCUUUUGACCCAUGCAGCAAUGCUUCCUCAACAGAAGAACUGUUUGAGCCAACAAGAAUUACAUAUUCAAAGUCAAAUUAUAGUGAAUUAACAGGCUGGCGUAAUGCCUCAAAGUUAAAUUAUACUGAAUUCUCACAUUGGGUUAAUACCUCAAAAUUAAAUAAUAACAAUGAUAAUGAUGAUAGUAAUGAUGAUGAUAAUAACAAUAAUGAUGAUGAUAAUGGUGAUGAUGAUGAUAACGAUGAUGAUAAUAAUAAUAAUGAUAGCAUUAAUAACAGCACAAAUAAAGAAUCUUCAAUACAAAUUGAAAGUUUACUGGAAUAUGAUGAAAAUAUCACUAUGGAAAUAGCAGAUAUACAAGUAUCAACACAAAAUAUUGGAUCAAACUGCACAACAGACAUUCAUUGUUCCAGCAACAGUGUUUGUACUCAGAAUUCUUGUGGCAUAUACUUGUGUACAUGUCGUAAAGGUUUCUUUGAGAUAGAAGGGCUUUGUAGAAAAGUUGCUGGCAUUGGAAGAGAGUGCAAUAGCACAACAGUUUGCUACCCUUCCUCAACAGAAUGUAAACCCAGACAGCGCUGUGGCUGCAAGUUCCCAUUUGUGUUGAAAAAUGGCUUUUGUGUGUUACCUGGAAAAUCACUUGUAAAUGAACAGUGCACCACUACUGCUGAUUGUGCAGCUGAACAGCAUCUGAAGUGUAAGGAUGGCAUAUGUCAGUGCAUGCCAGAAUUUAUUUUGGUUUCUGUUAAGGAUUUCAGCCAGUUACCAGGAGAGAUGUGCAUUCCAGUCAACUCACAUGCUGAAACCUGUAAUGGCUCUAACUCAGAUUCAUCUACUUCAAGCAAUACAAACCUGUUGGCUUCCUCAAGUGUUGGAUUUGUAGGUCACUGCAAUGAUGGUUCUUCAGGAGAAUCAUGUAUCAACAGAGCUGUUGAUGAUCUCACAGAAGGGAAUAAGUUACUUGAUCAUGUACUUGCACCAAUUGCUGCUGCAGUUUUAAUUCUGCUUCUUUUCAUUGCAAUAAUGGUUUAUUCCAGAAAAAAAUGCAAUUUGUUUUAUUUCCCCAGUUCUCGCUCGAACAUUGAGAGACGAAAUCCUUCACGAUUAUGAAAUGAAAUCUUUGCUACAUCGAUGGGGAGGAUAAAAUGUAAUAAAAGAGAAAUAGAGAGAGAAACAAACUUCAAGAUGUUUGACUUGAAUUAUAUAGCAGGACUGAAGAUAUGGUACAGAAUGAUUAGAGGAUGGGUUUUAAUAGCAGCUAAUUACCGAUGUCAUCCUUGCCUCAUUAACAAGAUUGAUUUGAGCUGGAUUCUGUUAUGAACAUAACUGUUGAGAGAUUAAUGGUUUCAGUGGAUAUUGUUAUUUCUCCAGUUGCUAUAUCUAACCAUACUGUUUCUUCCCCAUUAUAAUUUGUUUGUAUUAUACCAAUAGCAUCCCUACAUUCAUAUGUGUUAACAUUAGACUAACACUCCCCAACCAACACUCUUACAGCUUCUUUGGAAACUGCUGCUACCAUUCAAACAAAACGAUAAAUAAAGCUUCAUUGGAAAAAAAAAAA